Messenger RNA from Aspergillus glaucus CBS 516.65, 489 nucleotides. RefSeq lists its product as uncharacterized. The transcript has a single exon. Bases 1 to 489 code for a protein of 162 amino acids. NCBI's taxonomy places the organism in Eukaryota, Fungi, Ascomycota, Eurotiomycetes, Eurotiales, Aspergillaceae. Gene Ontology annotation, molecular function: protein binding. The record is from RefSeq and is a predicted model, not a curated record.
AUGCAUUUGUUCGACCUGCUAAUCGAGCUUCUAGCAUUCAUCGUCUCCUUUCUCGAGCAUGAAUAUGAUCUGAAUGCCUUCUCCCAGGCAAACAAACGCCUGUAUCAGCUGUUCAAUCGCGCUGUUUAUACCCUUAGUGCCAAUGACAAAUUCUCAUCGAACCCUGCGCUAGAAUGGGCAGCAGAUCACGGUAACGAAGCCACUUCGCGGAGGGCACUUGAAGCAGGCAGCUCACCAUAUCCCAAGUAUAAUGAGGGUGGUUACAGUCCAAUGGCACUGGCUGCGAUGGAUGGUAAUGAAGAUCUCGUGCGCCUGUUCCUUGAGAAAGUGGAUCCCAACGAUGAAUCCUACUGGGAACGGACGAAGGAACCUGUUUCUCUGGCAGCAGAAAAAGGAUACAAAUCGAUUGUUCGGAUUCUGUUGGACCUGGAGCUGCCGUCUACAAAUACAACCCUAACUCAGAAACUACCAAUACACCGCUGGAAAUAG